Messenger RNA from Sesamum indicum (sesame), 2669 nucleotides. Its product is annotated as mechanosensitive ion channel protein 10. Gene Ontology annotation, molecular function: mechanosensitive monoatomic ion channel activity. The record is from RefSeq and is a predicted model, not a curated record. Gene Ontology annotation, biological process: monoatomic anion transport; transmembrane transport; detection of mechanical stimulus. Gene Ontology annotation, cellular component: plasma membrane. NCBI's taxonomy places the organism in Eukaryota, Viridiplantae, Streptophyta, Magnoliopsida, Lamiales, Pedaliaceae.
UUAAAAUCCACUGUCUUUUCUUUCUAAGUAAUUGCUCGGGUUUCUAUAUGCAAGUACUUCUUGCCUGUACACACAGCUUUCCUCCGCUACCUCCUCUUCUAAACUCUCUCUCAGACACACACAGGAGCGACAAGAAUCUCGGAUAGAAGAACUCGGUGGUCCGAUCCAAGUCAAUCUUGAUCGGUUGGUUUGGAAACAAACUGAUUAUUAUGUUCAUAAUGGACGCAAAUGGCAAAGCUCCAAGGAGGAGCGGAGAAAUAAGCAUGGUCGAGGACGGGAAAAGGACGAAUGAUGUAAUCAUUAGCAUCGCUGGAGAUGAAAAUGAUUCAAACGUUCGAGUCUCAGACGCUUCAAAGGACCAAAAGCCUAAACUUUCAGCUGAUUCCCCACAUAGAUUAUCAAACGAUUCAACAUUUAGUGCCGAAAAAUCAGUGCCUGUGAGUUACCCUUCACCUGAAAUCGCGAGGUUUAGUCCAGGCCCGAAUAAGCCUCCCAGAAUCCCAAAAGGUGAGAAUCUCACUCGUCGAAAAUCGCUCUCAAGAUCAGUUUACUCAAAGCCCAAAUCAAGAUUUGGUGAACAAUCUGUGAAUAUUGAUAGUAAGAUGUUUGAAAAUAGAGAAUCAGUGGAAGAUCAUGUGGUUUCUAGUAGGAGUUCACCUAGUAGUAAAGUGGAUGAUAAUGGCGUUAGUGCCAUGGAGAUCACGAAUAAAAUAGCCCCGGGAAGCCCAAAAACGCCAUUAGUUUCAUCUCCGGGUGGUUUUGGACGAGUGGAUGAGGAUGAAGAAAUAUAUAAAAAGGUGAGCAGUAGGCGGAAGCUGAAGCAUAGGAAAGUGAAAGUCAAGGUUUUGAUUGAGUGGUUUCUUUUUCUUUGCAUUCUGGGGUGUUUGAUUGUCAGCUUGACUGUUGAUAAGUUGCAAGGUUGGAGAGUUGGGGGUUUGAGAAUUUGGAGGUGGUGUGUGCUUGUUUUGGUGACUUUCAGUGGCUUGUUUGUCACUAAGUGGUUGAUGCAUUUUGUUGUUUUACUGAUCGAGUUAAACUAUUUGCUCAAGAAGAAGGUGUUGUAUUUUGUUUAUGGUCUUAAGAAAAGCGUUCAGGUCUGCAUUUGGUUUGGUUUGGUUCUUGUCACUUGGGUUUUGCUAUUUCAAGAAGGAGUCAAGCAAUCUCGUCUGGUCAAUCGAAUUUUGGAUUUCAUAACUUGGACUAUUGCUUCAUUGCUAAUCAGUGCAUUCUUGUGGCUGUUGAAAACUUUGCUGCUAAAGAUUUUGGCUUCUUCCUUCCAUGUAAAUACAUUCUUUGAUAGAAUCCAGGAAUCGGUAUUCCAUCAGUACAUUCUAUUGACGCUAUCUGGGCCACCGGUAAUGGAGUUACCAAAUAUGUUGGGGAGGACAAGCAGCAAUGUAAGUAAACUCAGUUACGCUGUCGGAAAGAAGGAAAAAGAAGGCAAGGAAAAGAGUGAGAAAGCGGUGAUUGAUAUCAAUAAACUUCAUCGGAUGAAACAAGACAAGGUCUCAGCUUGGACCAUGAAAAUGUUAGUUGAUAUGAUAUCUAAUUCAGGUCUGACCACUCUUUCAAAUUCAAUUGACGAGAGUUUCUAUGACGGAGGUAAUGAACAAACGGAUAAAGAAAUUACCAACGAGGAGGAAGCAAUUGCUGCUGCAUAUCACAUUUUCAGAAAUGUAGCUCAGCCUGGUUGCAAUUACAUUGAUGAACUAGAUCUAAGCAGAUUCAUGAUUAAAGAAGAGGUGGAGUUCGUCUUUCCAAUGAUUGACGUGGCUGAGACAGGGCAGAUUGAUAGAAGAACUUUGACGGACUGGGUGGUGAAGGUCUACAAAGGUCGCAAAGCACUGGCUCAUGCUCUGAAUGACACCAAAACAGCUGUAAAGCAAUUGAACAAGCUUGUUACAGGGAUUCUGAUGGUUAUCAUGAUAAUAGUGUGGCUUCUCUUGACAGGAAUAGCCACCACCAAAGUGCUUGUUGUUCUCUCAUCACAGCUUGUUCUAGCAGCUUUUGUGUUUGGAAACACUUGCAAGACAAUAUUCGAAGCUAUAAUAUUCGUAUUCAUAAUGCAUCCUUUUGAUGUUGGUGAUCGUUGUGUUAUUGAUGGUGUUCAGAUGACCGUGGAAGAAAUGAAUAUCUUGACAACCGUCUUUCUGAGAUUUGAUAAUGAAAAAAUUUACUAUCCGAAUUCUGUUUUGGCUACCAAAGCGAUCAGCAAUUUCUACAGAAGCCCAGAUAUGGGUGAUUCACUUGAGUUCUCCAUUGAUUUCAAGACGCCACUGGAGAAAAUAGGAGCAAUGAAGGAAAAAUUCAAAAAGUACUUUGAGAAAAAUCCACAACAUUGGCAUCCUAAUCACAACAUGGUCGUGAAGGAGAUAGAAAAUGUGAACAAGAUUAAGAUGGCCCUCUUCUUCAAUCACACAAUGAACUUUCAAGACUAUGGGGAGAAGAGCAGACGCAAAACUGAUCUGGUCCUGGAGAUGAAGAAAAUUUUUGAAGAGCUGAAUAUCAGAUACGAUCUUCUUCCGCAGGAAGUUCGUCUUGUCGAGUUAAAGAGGGCUACGGCAGAAUCUGGAAAGUGAUUUUCGCUAAGGAGAUUUAUACACACAACUUUGUUUGAGACUCUUGCUUUUCUCUGGAAACUUCAAACAGUAAUAUCUUUGUUGGGUGGU